AUGCCGCAUUUUAUCAAUUUUCCUUUUGAAAUCAUCGUUGAUAUAUGUUCAUAUAUUGAUUUAUACUCACUUAACGCAUUAGCACUUUCUUGCAAAGACUUGACAUUUGUUCUUAAGCAUCCACCUCUAUGGCGCCACAUUCGUUUCAUAAAUCUUGAAGAACAAAUCCAAAUUGAAAAACAAUUUUUAUCCCCUCUUAAAUAUACUACUUUCCAAAUACCCUAUAAACUGUCCCGUAUCGACGAUAGACGCGCUCGUCAACUUCUCAAUAUGUUACGAAAGAAUCAUCUGUCGUCUGUAGUUUGUUCCAUAAACUUUGACUUCACUUCUAUUAACUGUACUUCUAUAUGGGAAUCCAUAAAUGGAUUUCUAAAUCUUGAGGAAAUAAGUUGCCGAGGUUGUUUAAAUCUUUCCUUACGUGACUUGGGUACGGCUCUAACCUGGUUUGAACCCUUAGUACCUGUAUUAAAACUAAGAAAAUUAUAUGUACUUUGGUGUAAAGACAUGAGUCCAAAAACAAUUAUGAGACAACGUUUGUACGUGAAUGACGUAAGUGAUUAUUAUAGUACCGUGUUAUUCGGUUUUUUGAAAGCUUUGAGACAAUUGAAAACAGAGAGGCCAAUACAGCUUGAUGUUGAUACAUGUGAAAUAUGUCGAACAAAUGUAACUAUCACCGUUCCAUGCUCUAGUUGCAAAGUUCAAAAGAACUUUUGUGUAAGCUGUGAUUUGGAUCGUGGAUGUUUGGAUUGUUUUAGAUUUUAUUGUGAUACCGAUUCAUGUAAACCAUCGUCAUCUUAUUUAGAUCCAAUUCUGGCAUCUGGCAAAGUUAGCGAUGGAAAAAAUAUCGCAUUAUGUGAUAUAUGUCAUGGAAGUUCAUAA
Racocetra persica is the source of this 879-nucleotide messenger RNA. NCBI's taxonomy places the organism in Eukaryota, Fungi, Glomeromycota, Glomeromycetes, Diversisporales, Gigasporaceae. The record is from the annotation of a GenBank genome assembly.